Molecule: messenger RNA, 3446 nt
Organism: Notolabrus celidotus (New Zealand spotty)
Lineage: Eukaryota; Metazoa; Chordata; Actinopteri; Labriformes; Labridae
Exons: 7
Coding region: 747-1922 (391 amino acids)
Cellular component (GO): plasma membrane
Source: RefSeq, a predicted model, not a curated record
UCUCCAUCUCAUCAACAUGUCGCGACAUCUCCUCUCCACACACACGGCUCAGCUGAUGACCGGGACAAGCACUCAUCAGAACAGAGGACAGUCAGCCUUUUGAUUGAUUCUCUCUCACACACACAGACACACACGUUAACAUAAACACAAACACAACAAAUCCUAUCAGGAAAGCUAUUGGAAGCGACAAGGAAGAACAAGAAGACAUCAUCUGGAUGCGUUUUUUCUCUCCUGUUGCUGCGGAUUUCUUUAAGCUUCCUGAUCAGAUCCAUCCUGGCUGCGGCCUCUAGCCUCAUGGGGGACCCGGAGCUCUGGAUUGGAAUGGUCACUACUCAGCAGAACCGGGUCGACGGGAAAGUGUCAGAUCGCCACUGACCGUCGAGGACUGGAGGAAGGUCUCCCAGCAGCGCGCGAAGUAGAUGGUCGUUUCGGCUGUGCGCUUUUACGCACAGACGGUGGACGGUGACCGGACCUGAGUGUGCCUCUGAGAGCAUCAUGAGUGGAAAUAUAGAGGGGGAUUUCCUCUCGCUGCCUAGGGAGUAAGGAGGGGAGAGGAAGAGUAAGAGGAUUGAUAAGAAGAAUCAAGACCAAAGGAGAAGUCAGAGGAGGAAGACAGAAGAAGUAGAGAAGGAAGCACCAAACUUUCUGUCUACCUCACACUGAGACCCUGGUCAAGUCAAAGCACCUGACCAUGAAGUUGUGAAUCCCCUGUUCUUCUGCAGAACUCUUCUUCAUCACCUGUCCCCAUGUCUUUGAAAGCAGGACCCUCCACUCGAUGGAUGCUGCUGUGCCCGUUGCUCUGUGCUGUGGUCCUGGUGAAAGGAUCCACUCGGAGCCCUCAGGACCUGCAGAGCAUCGCAGCCACGUCGCUGCUGCAGGACUCGACACCCGGCACCACAAUACAGCUACAGCCGGACCUGCAGACCGUAGCCCAGGUGCCCACAGAGGCGCCUGCAGAAGUACAGACAGAGGUGCAGACAGAAGCACUGACAGGAGCACAGUCUGAAAACAAGACAGAUAAACCAGUUCAGAAAACUACGAGCAACUACACAGGUCUGUCCUGCACCCCUGUCCUGCCACCUCGCCGGGGGUCCUUCUACGUAGAGAGCGGCACUGGCGUGUCAGUAGGUAGCUUGUUGACCUUCUGGUGCAGAGACGGAUACCAGCUGGUCGGCAGCGACAAAAUACAAUGCAUUGUCAAGAAAGGCAAAGCACAGUGGAGCAACUACCUGCCCGUCUGUGAAGCUAUCCCUAGACCUGAGGACCGUGGUCUGAGAGUAGCCGUGUUGGCUUCGGUAGUGAGUGGCAUUGUCAUUCUUGCCAUGUCUCUGUCCUUCCUCAUCUGCUGCCUGCAGGAACGAUCUGGACGGGAGCGAGCAAAAAAGGAGGGACGGAGCAGGCGCAGAGAUAAACGUGCGACCCGACGCAGUGAGUGUUGGCUGGAGAGAGAGGAGGGUGAGUGGGAGUCUUUCCCUCCUCCAAAGAUCUUCCAUCUGUCUCAGAGGAUGAACCCACGUCUGGCUCCAGACAGCCCGCUUUACCUGACUGCAGGACUCAGUGGAUACGAGAACAGAGGAUACCAGAGGAGCCAGGAGAGUUUGCUGAAGGCCUCCAUGCCCGGACUCUACCGCUCAGAAUCUCAGCUUUACCCGCACGUCGUCCUGCAGAGAGUCCCAACUCCUACAGCGCCCUCUGCCCCCUCUGCUCCGACUGCACCCUACUAUAUGCACGUCCCUUCAUCCGCCUCUGCUGCCUCCACACCAGCCCACACGGUCGCCCACAACCCGCAUCACAUGAUGGGGCAGUACCCCACCCCGACAUAUCCGCCCAACCCCAAUACAGCUGUGCCCACAUACCCGCACCCGACACCAGCGCCUAUCUACCCCAACCCGAUCCCCACACCGCAGCGCCCAUGGCAGUAGCUACACCUACCAGCUUCCAUUUGUACAAGGAACUGCGCUGCUCCUGCUGCGGACAUGGAAAGAACAGGAACAGGAAGUGAACGGUGUCACAGGCAUGAUUUUGAGGUGUAUGAAGUCUCUUCAGAUCAAUGCGGACACAAGAAGAAAGUGUAGAAACGGAGAUGCAGCCUGAGUAGAAGCUCCCCCGUUUUACUGCAUGCUUGCUGGACUUUUCCUGGAUUUUGAUGCAACAAGUACUGAAAACUCUAGACCUUUCCCUGCAGGAGGAAGCCUUUUGCGGAAGUCUUGCUUUAUCUUAGCCUUCAGAAAUUACAAGAAAGGUCCAAGUAGCCAGUCGACAAGGGAACACAGAAAGUUUGACUUGAAAGUGUGACGUUUAUGGAAGAAUAAACUCAAAGAUACAGGACUUUAAUGCUGCCAGUGUUGGAGCAGCUCUACAACUCAGAAGUGAUAAUUUACUAAACAGCUAAUAAUAUUCCUAUCAGCUUUCCAAAGGUGGACAAAAUCUAUUCUAGACAGAUGUAUAUAGAUAUAUUUUUUCCUUUUUUGCUAAAGACUUAACGUACUGUUCCAAAUCUCACAAAUCUGCUGUGUAGUGAAAGGUUGCUGGUCACUUUAGAGUGCUUGUAAACUUUGUAAAGCAGACCAAUGAUACUGAAUUGAUGGGUAGGAAAACACUGUGAUUUAAAUGCCACUGUUGCUGCAACCACUGAAAACAUUGGCUUUUGUGCUCUGAGUGGAUUUGAAGAUAGUAUCAUUUAAGAUUUCUUCACUUGAUGCUAAUUUGUUUCUCCGUUUUAACUGCUGUUACUCAUCCUGUAACAUGUUUUUGACUGAAGCUUGUUUGUUGGUCAGCAGUUCGACUGGUAAAGAUGUUGACAUAGAAUAUAAAUGACUUAGAAACUGGCGGGAGGUCGGACUCAGUCGGAUAAUAUUUGGAGAAAUGUUUAAUGCAUUGAUGCAUUUGAGUGGUUUGAGCUCUGUGGAGAUUUAGAUGCAAAAUAGAUUCUCCAUUUAUAAAGAAGCUCUUGUUUGAUGUAACUAAGGCUGUCAGGAGUUACUGUGAGGCCGCUGUUUGUCUUUAAUGCACUUGAAUCUGCACAGAAACGCACUGAUAGGUAAAGACUGAGAAGCUUUUGAACCAUGUAUUCACUUAAAGUCUCUAAACCUCUGCUGCAGUUUUGCACCUUCACAGAAGACGUUGCUCCUAAGUUCAUCGUUUCUUAUGAAGUGAUCUAAAACCUUUGUUUUCUCCUUCUCAGAUCAUGCAUCAUAAACUGUCUCCAUGACCUAUCUUCCUGUUCAGGCUUUAGUUCACACUCCAGCUGUGUGAAGAUGUCUUUAUUCUGAAUAGAAGGACUCGAGUAGACACACUAACAAAUCUGCACUUUACAUUUUUUGAAAAGAGGGAGGGGGGUGUUAUAGCUGGGGCUGGACAGUCCUGAAUCUUUCUCUUAUUGUAAACUGUUGUAAAAUAUUGAUAAGACUGCCAUUAAAACUGAAUAAAGAAACUUUUGUUUAGUU